CAUACGACAGUAGACAACCAAAUCCUUGUAGAAAUUGCUACAAACGUUAUCCACCCUCCUAACCAGAGGAAUUCUCUCUCCUCCAUUGUUGAACAACUCAAGCUUUCUCCAUUACAACCAUUACCCAUCAAUGGCGACCUCAGUAUCAUUCCUCACUUCAUCUUUCGCAUCUCUCUCAUUCACCUCCAACCUCACUUCUAAAUCCCAAACCUUACCAAUUGCGCGCGCAAAACCCCUCUCAUUGACCCACCCUUCGGCCAUCAAACCCCUCGUUAUCACCGCAACAGCCGCCACUGCGCCGGUGGAAGCGGCGGAGACUGCCGACCUUGAGAAGUUCGUGAAGUCGCGUCUUCCUGGCGGGUUCGCGGCGCAGACUGUUAUUGGUACUGGAAGAAGAAAGUGCGCCAUUGCAAGGGUUGUUCUUCAAGAAGGAACUGGAAAAUUCAUUAUUAAUUACCGUGAUGCUAAGGAAUAUCUUCAAGGAAACCCUCUUUGGCUCCAAUAUGUGAAAACCCCGUUGGCUACGCUGGGUUAUGAAACAAACUAUGAUGUCUUUGUCAAAGCUCAUGGCGGUGGGCUUUCCGGUCAAGCACAGGCCAUAUCCCUUGGUGUUGCCAGGGCAUUGCUGAAGGUCAGUGCAAGUCAUAGAGCUCCUCUCAAGCAAGAAGGCCUUUUGACUAGAGAUUCCAGGGUAGUGGAGAGGAAGAAACCCGGUCUCAAGAAGGCUCGCAAAGCUCCUCAAUUUUCAAAACGUUAAGGAUGUUCUGCUAGCAGAGUUAAGGCAGCAGAAGAAAUUCCAGGGAAAGCGAGUGAAGCUGUGCUAAAGUGGAUUAAUGUUUCUAAUGCUAACUCUGAUAGGUUUCAGAAGCAAUUUCUGAUAUUUUCACAUUCUGUUGUAUGUAACUUGUACCCCUUUUUUGCCCUUGAUGUUGUAUGAGUGGGAAUAGGUUCUUUUUGUAUAUGCUUAUCAGAGUGUAAUUUUAUAUGUGCAACGAAUGAAAAUUACCCUGCUCAACUUCGUAUUGUCAUCACCCUGCUCAA
Molecule: messenger RNA, 1041 nt
Organism: Chenopodium quinoa (quinoa)
Lineage: Eukaryota; Viridiplantae; Streptophyta; Magnoliopsida; Caryophyllales; Amaranthaceae
Product: 30S ribosomal protein S9, chloroplastic-like
Exons: 3
Coding region: 131-757 (208 amino acids)
Biological process (GO): translation
Cellular component (GO): mitochondrial small ribosomal subunit; plastid small ribosomal subunit; ribosome
Molecular function (GO): structural constituent of ribosome; RNA binding
Source: RefSeq, a predicted model, not a curated record